Molecule: messenger RNA, 1774 nt
Organism: Electrophorus electricus (electric eel)
Lineage: Eukaryota; Metazoa; Chordata; Actinopteri; Gymnotiformes; Gymnotidae
Product: ly6/PLAUR domain-containing protein 6-like
Biological process (GO): positive regulation of canonical Wnt signaling pathway
Molecular function (GO): acetylcholine receptor inhibitor activity
Source: RefSeq, a predicted model, not a curated record
AUCAGCCUGAUUGUUAACUUAUAAACAAAAUGUAGUAGUUUUUCGCGCACUUGAAUUGCAUGCGGUAUACGACAUCAACGUAAAUGGUGAUGUAAUGUUCAUGAACAAGAUCGUUUGGAAUACUGGGUGAUUCUGGAAACAUCAAGUCAUGGUGGUCCUACUAAGCCUGACCUGGCUCCUUCUAGAGAUGCUUUUGUCUGAUUGGCUGACAGCAGUUUUGUCCCGGGACUUCACUUUAAAGGACAUAGUCCAGCUCCAUCUGUUAGCUACCCCCUACCCUGGCAGCUUUAAGUGCUUCAUCUGUGAGGAAGCUGAUGAUAACUACUCCUGCAACCGUUGGGCCCCUGACACCUACUGUCCUAAAGAUACCAGAUUCUGCUACACGCAUCACAGGAUAAGUUCUGUAGGUGGGAGCGUUGCUGUGACGAAGCGCUGUGUAGCACAGGAAGCGUGUGUGUCCACUGGCUGUGUGACACAUCAUGGUCACAUGGUCUGCACUUCCUGCUGUGAGGGAAACAUGUGUAACCUGCCCGUACCGUGGAACGAGACAACGGCCAUCUUCUCCACAAAAUACCCAUUAAACCGUGAGAGCAGAAUCUGUCCCAGCUCUGCCACCACCAUCACCAUCAUCAUUCUCACACUCGGCUUUUCUUAACAACUUGUUUUUAUUUUGUUUUAUUCAUGUAACGGAUUUCCUGUGUAGGCAGAGGUGUCUUUUAAUGAUUUAAAGCAUUUUUCUGAACCGGGAUCAUGUACGUGGCAUUUGCUGGGUAUCUGCACACUGUGCUCGGUGCUGUCUGUAUGUAUGGGGUGAUGCUGUCCUUCAGGUCAUUCUCCCCCUUGUUUGGUUCGGAUGCCGCUGUAAGAGAACCAGUUCACCCCUGCCUUGUUUCAGUAGUCUGCUAGAGUCAAAAACACUCAAAUCUUUGGAUUAAAAUUCAUGUUAAGAUGAUGGAGUACUAGACUAAUCACAGUAUCUCAUGUCAGUGAUGGUUAAUAUUAGCAACAGAAAUGAACAUUUAUUAUCCAGUGAUAUUUGUGAAAUUUUUCAUACAUACAUACAUAUAUAUAUAAAUAUAUAUAUAUAAAAAUAAAACUCCAUGUGUGAAGCUUUGAAACUAAAACAUUUCCCUUAAAAGAUGUGUGGCAGGGGUAAUUUAUAAAUAAAUAUGCAAAUACAGAAACUUCCAAAAUCAAGUUAAGAACAGUGACUGAGCAAAUACCCUUUUAUAUACCACUGCUGAUUACAGUUUAUCCAUUUGCAGACAGGUCCUGUUCAGAGGAUAAAUGACACUCUAGCAUCCAUUCAGCCUUUAUUCAUGCUUUAACAUACUUUACCCCAUACAGAGUUUACAUAAAUACAUUUCAAAUACAAAAUACAUUUCUGGGAAAAGCAACUGUGCUUUAAUGCUUUAAGUAAUUUUAUAACAAAAGGGAAAGCAAAGCAUUUGUGAUAUUUUAAUAAUAAUAAAAAAAAACAAAACAGAUACAUUAGGUCUCUCCUGUUCCUACUUCAGCUGGCACAUAGGAAACCUGGGAGCAACUGUCCAAUAGCGAGUAGAUUCUGCUAGUCCAGGAUCAGUUUUUCACAUUCACACAGUGACGGAUAAAGUCUAAAAAGGGAGGGGAACAACCUAGUGCAGCACUCUUAAGAACUCAGGACCCACAUUCAUCAACCCUCUCAGCUUAAACACCUGCAGACACAGACGCUGUGGACGCAGUACGAAUACAAGCACAGAGUACUGUUGUUUGGGGUCCCCUCUGAUAUGGCUUC